Messenger RNA from Filobasidium floriforme, 1637 nucleotides. RefSeq names its product formaldehyde dehydrogenase. The record is from RefSeq and is a predicted model, not a curated record. The coding region runs from base 444 to 1589 and encodes 381 amino acids. Gene Ontology annotation, biological process: formaldehyde catabolic process. Gene Ontology annotation, molecular function: zinc ion binding; S-(hydroxymethyl)glutathione dehydrogenase [NAD(P)+] activity. Gene Ontology annotation, cellular component: cytosol. The transcript is spliced from 13 exons. Lineage: Eukaryota; Fungi; Basidiomycota; Tremellomycetes; Filobasidiales; Filobasidiaceae.
GUCCCGGCGAUCACGGCAUUUCGUUACGGCGACCGCAAGUCGGGUCUAGAGCUCGGAAGCAAUCGUAAGGCGAACAUGCGAGCAAGGUCGUCGGAACCAGUUGCAAGUUGUCUAGUGCGCUAGUGCCACGUCAUUUUUCUAACGUCAUCGAGUGGGACCUCAGGCGCAUGCGCUUCUACUUGGCUGGCGGUAGGGAUGUUUAGGUGGAUGACGUUAUGGAUCGAUGCCCCGCUUUGUGCCGAGAGAGCCAUGCCGAAGUCCCCCGUCCAUCGAGGGAGGGGGUCGACUAUGGACUGUGGACGUCCGGACUUUCUCAUAUCGCGACCUUGUUCAACGCUCAUCGUCGUUUCCUUUUGACAACAACUCUCAAUCCUACCAUCCCUCAAUAGAUCAUCAUCGGAAGUAACAAGUAGACCAUAUACAUCAGCAACAAGAAUCAAAGAAUGUCGGACACUCAAGGAAAAACCAUCACCUGUAAAGCGGCUAUCGCUUGGGAAGCCGGCAAACCCCUCUCGAUCGAGGACGUCGAGGUGGCCCCACCCAAGGCUCAUGAAGUCCGGGUCAAGAUCCUUUACACGGGAAUCUGUCAUACCGAUGCUUAUACGCUGUCGGGUAAUGACCCCGAAGGAGCGUUCCCCAGUAUUUUGGGACAUGAAGGCGGUGGGAUCGUAGAGAGCGUCGGUGAGGGAGUUACAAACGUUAAAGUCGGGGAUCACGUCAUCCCGCUUUACACGGCCGAGUGCCGGGAAUGCAAGUUUUGUAAAUCCGGCAAGACCAACCUUUGUGGAGCCGUCCGGUCGACCCAAGGCCAAGGUCUCAUGCCGGACAAGACCUCGCGAUUCACCUGCAAGGGCCAACCCAUCAAGCACUUCAUGGGCACAUCGACCUUUUCCCAGUACACCGUGCUCGCCGACGUCAGCGUCGUCGCCGUGGACGAAAAGGCGCCGUUGGAAAAGGCUUGUCUGUUGGGGUGUGGGAUUACGACCGGGUAUGGAGCUAUCACCAAGUUGAACGGGAUCGAAAACUCCCAGGUGGCCAUCUUUGGUAUCGGCUGUGUCGGUCUCUCCAUCCUCCAAGGUGCCCGGGCCAAGAACUGCAGCAAGGUCAUCGCCAUCGAUACCAACUCGGGCAAGAAGGACCUCGCGCUCAAGUUUGGAGCCACCGAUUUCAUCAACCCGACCGAGUUGCCCGAGGGUACGACCAUCGUGGACAAGAUUGUCGAGAUGACCGAUGGCGGUGCGGACUUUACCUUUGACGCGACGGGCAAUGUCAAGGUGAUGAGGUCGGCUUUGGAGGCUUGUCACAAGGGUUGGGGAGAGAGCGUGGUUAUCGGGGUUGCUCCCGCCGGAGCCGAGAUCUCCACCAGGCCUUUCCAGCUCGUCACCGGUCGCGUCUGGAGAGGAUCCGCUUUCGGUGGCGUCAAGGGUCGAACCGAGUUGCCCGGGAUCGUAGGCGACUACAUGAACGGCAAGCUCUGGGUCGACGAGUUUGUCACUCACCACCGUGACCUCAAGGAGAUCAACGAGGGAUUCGACGACAUGCACUCUGGAAGCUGCAUCCGAUGUGUCGUCGACAUGACCAAGAUCUAGAUCGACGAGGAGAGGGGUCGGAAUCAAGGUUGUAUCGCUACUUGAUUG